CCCGGACUCUAGUCGCGGCUCAGAGUCCGUCUGUCCGCGGGUUCCCGGCCCCGCUGUUCCCAGUUAGUUCUCUGAAGCCCGCGGUUCGCCGCCCCGCUCACCGCCGCGAUGCCGGUGUUUCACACGCGCACGAUUGAGAGCAUCCUGGAGCCAGUGGCGCAGCAGAUCUCGCACCUGGUGAUCAUGCACGAGGAAGGCGAGGUGGACGGCAAAGCCAUCCCUGACCUCACCGCGCCCGUGGCCGCCGUGCAGGCGGCCGUCAGCAACCUCGUCCGGGUUGGGAAAGAGACUGUUCAAACCACUGAGGAUCAGAUUUUGAAGAGAGAUAUGCCACCAGCAUUUAUUAAGGUUGAAAAUGCUUGCACCAAGCUUGUCCAGGCAUCCCAGAUGCUUCAGUCAGACCCUUACUCAGUGCCUGCUCGAGAUUAUUUAAUUGACGGGUCGAGGGGCAUCCUCUCCGGCACAUCGGACCUGCUCCUCACCUUCGAUGAGGCUGAGGUUCGUAAAAUUAUUAGAGUUUGCAAAGGAAUUUUGGAAUAUCUUACAGUGGCAGAGGUGGUAGAAACUAUGGAAGAUUUGGUCACUUACACAAAGAACCUUGGACCAGGAAUGACUAAAAUGGCCAAGAUGAUUGAUGAGAGGCAGCAGGAACUGACUCACCAGGAGCACCGAGUGAUGCUGGUGAACUCAAUGAACACCGUGAAAGAGUUGCUGCCAGUUCUCAUUUCAGCUAUGAAGAUUUUUGUAACAACUAAAAACUCCAAAAGCCAAGGAAUAGAAGAAGCUUUGAAAAAUCGAAACUACACUGUAGAAAAGAUGAGUGCUGAAAUUAAUGAGAUCAUUCGUGUAUUACAACUCACUUCUUGGGAUGAAGAUGCCUGGGCCAGCAAGGACACUGAAGCCAUGAAGAGAGCAUUGGCCUCCAUAGAUUCCAAACUGAACCAGGCCAAAGGUUGGCUUCGUGAUCCCAGUGCCUCCGCAGGGGAUGCUGGUGAGCAGGCCAUCAGGCAGAUCUUAGAUGAAGCUGGAAAAGUUGGUGAACUCUGUGCAGGCAAAGAACGUAGAGAGAUCCUGGGAACCUGCAAGAUGCUAGGGCAGAUGACUGACCAAGUGGCUGACCUCCGAGCCAGAGGACAAGGAGCCUCGCCCGUGGCCAUGCAGAAAGCCCAGCAGGUGUCUCAGGGUCUGGACGUGCUCACAGCCAAAGUGGAGAAUGCAGCCCGCAAACUGGAGGCCAUGACAAACUCAAAGCAGAGCAUUGCCAAGAAGAUCGAUGCUGCCCAGAACUGGCUGGCAGAUCCAAACGGUGGACCAGAAGGAGAAGAACAGAUUCGAGGGGCUUUGGCUGAAGCUCGAAAAAUAGCAGACUUAUGUGAUGAUCCUAAAGAGAGAGAUGACAUUCUACGUUCUCUUGGAGAAAUCGCUGCUCUGACUUCUAAAUUAGCAGACUUACGGAGACAGGGGAAAGGAGAUUCCCCAGAGGCCCGAGCAUUGGCCAAGCAGGUGGCCACUGCCCUGCAGAACUUGCAGUCCAAAACCAAUAGGACUGUGGCCAAUAGCAGACCCGCCAAAGCAGCGGUCCACCUUGAGGGCAAGAUUGAGCAAGCACAGCGGUGGAUUGAUAAUCCCACAGUGGACGACCGAGGAGUCGGUCAGGCUGCCAUCCGAGGGCUCGUGGCCGAAGGGCAUCGUCUGGCUAAUGUCAUGAUGGGGCCGUAUCGCCAAGAUCUUCUUGCAAAGUGUGACAGAGUGGACCAGCUGACCGCCCAGCUGGCUGACCUGGCUGCCAGAGGGGAAGGGGAAAGUCCCCAGGCGAGAGCGCUGGCAUCUCAGCUCCAAGACUCCUUAAAGGAUCUGAAAGCCCAGAUGCAGGAGGCCAUGACUCAGGAGGUGUCAGAUGUUUUCAGCGAUACCACAACUCCCAUCAAGCUGUUGGCUGUGGCGCCCAAUAGGGAAGAGGUGUUUGACGAGAGGGCAGCGAACUUUGAGAACCAUUCAGGAAGGCUUGGUGCCACGGCCGAGAAGGCAGCUGCUGUUGGAACUGCUAAUAAGUCAGCGGUGGAAGGCAUUCAGGCUUCAGUGAAGACAGCCCGGGAACUCACGCCCCAGGUCGUCUCCGCUGCUCGCAUCCUGCUCAGGAAUCCUGGAAACCAAGCUGCUUACGAACAUUUUGAGACUAUGAAGAACCAGUGGAUCGAUAAUGUUGAAAAAAUGACAGGGCUGGUGGACGAAGCCAUCGAUACCAAAUCUCUGUUGGAUGCUUCCGAAGAAGCCAUUAAAAAAGACCUGGACAAGUGCAAAGUGGCCAUGGCCAACAUUCAGCCUCAGAUGCUGGUCGCUGGGGCAACCAGCAUUGCUCGCCGGGCCAACCGGAUCCUGCUGGUGGCAAAGAGGGAGGUGGAGAACUCUGAGGAUCCCAAGUUCCGGGAGGCUGUGAAGGCCGCCUCCGACGAACUGAGCAAAACCAUCUCCCCAAUGGUGAUGGAUGCAAAGGCCGUGGCUGGAAACAUUUCUGACCCCGGCCUGCAAAAGAGCUUCCUGGACUCGGGAUAUCGGAUCCUGGGAGCUGUGGCCAAGGUCAGAGAAGCCUUCCAACCCCAGGAGCCUGACUUCCCACCUCCUCCGCCAGACCUUGAGCAGCUCCGCCUGACAGAUGAGUUUGCUCCUCCCAAACCACCCCUGCCUGAGGGGGAGGUCCCUCCGCCCAGGCCCCCACCACCAGAGGAGAAGGAUGAAGAGUUCCCCGAGCAGAAAGCGGAUGAAGAGUUCCCCGAGCAGAAAGCCGGGGAGGUGAUUAACCAGCCAAUGAUGAUGGCUGCCAGGCAGCUCCACGAUGAAGCCUUCCUGCCAUCGACAAAGCCGGGUCCCCCAGCCGCUAAGGUAGGUAUAGGUGUUGUAGCUGAGGCAGACGCGGCUGAUGCUGUUGGGUUCCCUGUCCCCCCUGACAUGGAAGACGAUUAUGAACCUGAGCUGCUGUUAAUACCAUCCAAUCAGCCGGUCAACCAGCCCAUUCUGGCCGCGGCUCAGUCAUUGCAUCGGGAAGCUACCAAGUGGUCUAGUAAGGGCAAUGACAUCAUUGCAGCAGCCAAGCGCAUGGCUCUGCUGAUGGCUGAGAUGUCUCGGCUGGUAAGAGGGGGCAGUGGUACCAAGCGGGCAUUGAUCCAAUGUGCCAAGGACAUCGCCAAGGCCUCAGAUGAGGUGACUCGGUUGGCCAAGGAGGUUGCCAAGCAGUGCACAGAUAAGCGGAUUAGAACCAACCUCUUACAGGUGUGCGAGCGAAUCCCAACCAUAAGCACCCAGCUCAAAAUCCUGUCCACAGUGAAGGCCACCAUGCUGGGCCGGACCAACAUCAGUGAUGAGGAGUCUGAGCAGGCGACGGAGAUGCUGGUUCACAACGCCCAGAACCUCAUGCAGUCUGUGAAGGAGACUGUUCGAGAGGCAGAAGCAGCUUCAAUCAAAAUUCGAACUGAUGCUGGAUUUACACUGCGCUGGGUUAGAAAGACUCCCUGGUACCAGUAGGCACCCGAUUGAACCUGGUUGGCACAGAAACCCCUACUAAACAGUAUGAAAAUGAUCUGAGCUCCAGGAGCCACCCAGAAUUGCUGGGGGGCUGAAAGCCACAUCCUGGCCUGAUAUAACAGAAAGGAAUGGGGCCUCUUCACAUUAGAAAGCAUUUAUUCUCUUGUCAUGGACACUCUGAAAUGUGUCUGCAUCCUCAAACAGUUAUACUCCUGCACAUGCUCCCAAUAGGCAGACUGGGUUCUAGCCCAUGGACUUCACAUAAGCUCAGAAUCCAAGUGUGAACACUAGCCAGACACCCUGCUCUGUCCUUGUUCCCUGUCUGCUUCCUUUCCCCGCUCCCUAUUCCCCCGCCAGGCUCCCGAGACCCAGGGCCCCGGCAAGUCAGUUAAGAAGGAAUCACUAUGCCUCCAAAAUUUGUUUGGGCUUUCCAUGUUGCUGCUGACCUGCUGGUGCUCCCUGGCUGUGCUCCCUGGACCCUUCGGAAGUGAGCCUCACUGCUGUAGGGGAAGCUGGCCUCUGGGGGAGCCUCAGUAUAUGGGUCCUGGAUUCACUUCCUACCCCUCCACAAUUUACUCCUUCUAGUUUCCCACAGGAUAAAAUCCAAUCUCAGUCUGUCGGGAGGAAAUCACAGAGUCAAAAUUGUCUUCUCCGUGCUCCUGAGCAAUGUCUGUGCCAGGGAAACCCCUCGUCCCUAUCCCCCUGCUAUGGCCACCCAAGGUGGCCACCCCAUGAACACACUGUGUCCUGGUGCUCUCUGCCGCUGGAGGGGCAGAGGUGCCGGGAGUCGCUCUGCCCAUCGUCCCAGCAGGGCCACUCCCAGGCGCUUCAUGCUUUGUCACUGCCGGCAGAGGUCUGUGCUGAGGCCUUAUCAUUCAUUCUUAACUCGUAUUGUUCUGAGCUGAAAUGCUGCAUUUAAUUUUUAACCAAAUCAUGUCUCCUAUCCUUGCUUUUAUAUUCUUGCCCCACACCCUGCCUAAACAAGAUUUUUAAAGAUACAUGUUUGUUCUUCUGUAAUUUCGAAAAGAUCCUUUUUAUCCUUUUGAAAUUCAGUCCUCAGAAUUGGUGCUUGCCCCCCAGGAGUGUUUACUGGACAGGCAGUCCUGUCUGAAGGACACUUCUUACCCAAGGGAGAGUGAGUGGUACUUGCAGACUGGAAUUCUGGCGCUGUUGGGGAUGAAUCAAUGGGAAAUAAUCCUCAGUAAUUUCUAUCUCCCUCAACCAACUACAACCAAGCCCCUUGCAUCCUCUGCCCCUCCCAAGUCCUAUUGUUCAAGAGAGUAAUGGGUAAAAUAUUAAAUCAUCACCGUAAGUGUCCUAUUAGCAAAUGAGAGAGAAGAGCUUUUCCUCUUUUGCUUUUAUCACUGCGGUCUAAGCAUCCCCAGCACACGAAAGCGUAUUUCUCCCCAAAGCCAGAACUGGGUGAGCAGAGGAGGAAGAACCCUUGCCUGAAUCCAACGUGGUAGAUCCCAACAUGGAAUGCGUAAGACCUGGUACUGUACACUCAGGCUUCCUCUAUUUCCUAUUAACUGAUGAAGAUUAUUUUCAAGGCCCUCAGCAUAUUUGGAUAGUUGCUUACCUGAUAUAAAUGCAAUAUUAAUGCCUUUAAAGUAUGAAUCUAUGCCAAAGAUCACCUUUUGUUUUACUAAAGAUUACCUAGAGGAAAUAAAACACUUCCAGUUCUUCCAGUGUUUUGAGACACUGGUUUACCCUUUAUGCCGAUGUGCUUUUCUCUAAUAUCAGUGCUCAAGACACAGUGAAGCAAAUUAAAAAAACACACACGCAACAACAACAAAAAAAACCCCCGAAUGAUUAGACAUCACCACUAAAACUACAUUUAUAAGCUAGGAUUUGUUAUAUGCAAAUAUUUUCUGCCUUUUCUUUUGUUCUGUUUAAAACAAUAAAGUGCAUUUGUAUAAA
Molecule: messenger RNA, 5439 nt
Organism: Myotis lucifugus (little brown bat)
Lineage: Eukaryota; Metazoa; Chordata; Mammalia; Chiroptera; Vespertilionidae
Gene: VCL
Product: vinculin
Exons: 22
Coding region: 109-3519 (1136 amino acids)
Biological process (GO): cell adhesion
Cellular component (GO): actin cytoskeleton
Molecular function (GO): structural molecule activity; actin filament binding
Source: RefSeq, a predicted model, not a curated record